UGACCACUGACCACAAAAUACUCAUAUUUUAUAGAUGGAAAACUGAAAAUGGCGGCUGUGUCUGAAACAAAUAAGAAUUGCAUGUCUUGAGUUGUUCGCCAACAACACAGCCUGAGCUCUUUUAUUCGCAGCCUCAAGAGUCCCUUUCACUAAGGUUGGCUUAAUGCAUCAACCAUUGAUAGAACCAGUGUGCACCCUUCUUUGAAGAUAUAUCUGCUUGUGCAUAUUUUUCGAUUGGUUUUGCUUUUAUUAUUGGUCUGUGCCAGAAGGAAGAAUGGAUGUGGCGUCAUCAAAAUCUUGGUGGGACAAGUUUUAAGCCUGCAGGACUAUGGCCUGGGAAGCAUACAAAAGCAAACCAAUCUCUCAUUGGAUUCUUCUACUUCUAAGCAGUGGAGCAAUUCUUGUGGGAUUCCCCGCUUAUAACCUUCUGCCUCGUAUGAUGGCCUCUGACUGCGUUGAUGUUAAUUCCUAUGUACUUCUUUUGUGGAAUCUUUCCCACUCCUCUGAACUUAAAAAUCACUCUUAUCUUAUAUCGUGUUGGGUUUCUUAAGUGCUGCUGACAAUCUCAUGUAUUCAUAUGCUUAUGCCUACCUGCCGGCGUCAACUGCUUCUCUUUUGGCAUCGUCGGUUUUGGUGUUUUCUACUCUCUUUGGAUAUUUUAUUGUCAAAAAAAAAAUAAAUGAUUCGGUAGUAAAUUCUAUUGCUAUCAUCACUGCUGCCAUGACCAUCAUUGCUUUGGAUUCAGAUUCAGAUAGGUAUGCAUAUAUUACUGAAAGCCAAUACAUUAUGGGAUUUGUGUGGAUAAUCAUGGGAUCUGCACUCCAUUGGCUCAUAUUUGCUCUUGUAGUUAGUUUUUGUCGAAUUACUAGGGAGAAGAUCUUUUCAUGUUGUCUUGGAGCAACAGGUCAUGGUUUCCCUAUUUGCCUAUGUUCACCACGGUUGGGCUCAUUGUCAGUAGGGAUAUUGAAGCGAUGAGAGGCAAAAACUUUCAAGGGUGGUAGAUCUUCAUAUUACUUGGUUCGCAUCUGGAGUGUCAUUACUUUCCAGUUGGGAGUUUUGGGAGGCACUGCUGUGGUUUUCUUAUCGUCCACUGUGCUAGCCGGCGUCCUUAAUGCUAUAAGGGUACCUCUCACAACCAUUGCUGCCGUUAUUUUAUUAAGUGACCCCAUGAGCAGUUCAAGAUCCUUUCCCUGAUCCUUUCCUUCUGGGGAUUCGGCUCCUAUUUCUAUGGAAGUUACCUGUGAGUAAAGAUUUCUCGUGAUCUGUUGUUGAGCCUGUCAUCCUGACGUUUUCUGCGUCCACUACACCUAAAAUAGAAUGUAUGAGGUAUCUCCGCUAUCGAUGAAUAUUUGUUCAUUAAAGUUGUCAUGUGUUGUCCCCUGUUCACAUGGCAUGACAGUGGUUUCCCUAGAUUCUAUUGUUGCCGAGCUCCACGUUCCCGAAUAGAUCCUCUCUAUCGAGCUUGUACAUGUUGAGCUGAGGUCUAUUCUGGACUGAAUGAUUCUGGGCUUUCAAGGAGUUGGGUUGUAGCCCAAGUUGACAUGGAGAACACUAUCUCCUAGAGGGCUUGGUUGUCUUAGUUGAGCAUUCAGGGGAUUUUGGGCUUGAAAGAGGCUGAGACUUAAAUCCAUCAUCAUCAAUAUCUAUACAUUUUUAUUUUAUUAGU
Molecule: messenger RNA, 1666 nt
Organism: Ilex paraguariensis (yerba mate)
Lineage: Eukaryota; Viridiplantae; Streptophyta; Magnoliopsida; Aquifoliales; Aquifoliaceae
Source: the annotation of a GenBank genome assembly